Molecule: messenger RNA, 10178 nt
Organism: Acipenser ruthenus (sterlet)
Lineage: Eukaryota; Metazoa; Chordata; Actinopteri; Acipenseriformes; Acipenseridae
Product: cilia- and flagella-associated protein 47-like
Exons: 64
Coding region: 301-9834 (3177 amino acids)
Molecular function (GO): protein binding
Source: RefSeq, a predicted model, not a curated record
AAAAUAUGAAUAGAAUACAUGCAGUGGUUAUAAAAUUAAAUGUUUUGUGGGUAUGUGUCGAAAAGUUCUACUCUAAACCAAUCGAAAACAAAAGCUUUUAUUUAAUUUAAUUAAUUUUUUUACUUCCGAGCCCUGUGGUUUGUUGCCUGGCAACGUAGCACGCUGCAAACAGUAGCUCUUGGAAACAAACAGAGCAGAGGUGUUCCUGGCUUCAGCAGGGAAACUGUGUUUCCCAAAGACAGACCUAUACAAAUAUAUAUAUUCUGUUUACCUUCUAAAAAAACGUACAUAUUUUUUAUAAUGGAAGACGAUGUGUCGGGUGUAAGGAUUUCCCCACCUUUUUUGAAGUUUUUGGACGUCAAAGCAGGCAAAAGUUACAAAGCAAUAGUGUGUGUAAAAAAUAAUGGCAAGACCAGCAAAAGGAUACAAAUAAAGGGGGCCGUGUCAAAGAACUUCAAGUUGACUGUAGUGAAUCCAGAUAAACCCAUUGCUCCUGGACUACAAGUGUUUGCAACUGUGGAAUAUCUGCCAGAAAAUGAUGAGAAUUUCAGAGACAGAUUAAUCCUCUUAGCUGAUGAAGCCAUAAUGGAGAUCCCUCUUUUAGUGUUUUCUUCAUCCUGUUAUCUUGACAUUGAAUCAGAAGUUGAUUUUGGAAAGGUGGUGGCAAACAGUACGGUCCUCAGUAAGGAAAUAGGAAUUGUUAACCAUGGAUCUGCUCCAGGUGCUUUCAAAAUAAAGUACCAAGGCAAUUUGCCUAUCACCAUUGUUCCCACCAGCGGAAUAGUGGAGCCAAAGACAAUGCAGCUAAUUAAAGUUGAGCUGUGUACUGACAGAUCAAGGACCAUCAACGAAAUAGCAAUAGUGAAACUACAAGACUCUGUGGAUGCAACUUUAAACAUAAAAGCAGAAGUUGUAGAGCAAGUUCUUGAACUUUUAGACACAUCAAAUCAGAAGCUGGAAUGUGUGCGUUUUGGGCCUGCCUACUUUGGAACAUCCAAAGUAGAACAGGGUAUUCUAUACAACAACAGUCCUGUACCCAUCAACUGGGUGGCUGUGCUUCAGGAUGAUGCCAUUGGAGCAGAAGUGGGUACAGACUUGGAAAUGACCACUGAUGCAGCAUUAUUGGAAAUGGGACUGAGAAACCGAGUGAAAGAUGAUAUUUCAGAAUUGGUAUCAUGUCUUCCUAGUGAGGGAACACUUGGGCCAUAUGAAAAGGCAGCUGUCUCCCUUUGCUUCAGUCCAUUAUACAACAGCAAUGUUGGCGAGCCUGCAAAACAGGAUUAUGCUCUUUUCAUGAAAUUUGAAAUUGUUGGCAGUAAAAACAGCUUCAUUCAGGAUCAAAAUAAUAAAAACCUUCUCACUAAAGAUAAAAAACAAAACUGUGUUGAGUUAGCACUAACAGGCACAGGUCUUCCAGUUGAUUUAACAAUCAAUCCAGGACCACGCUUCAGUUUUAAGGAAUGCAACAUGGGGGAAUGUGUCGACAUCCUUUGUGAGCUGCAAAACAACUCUCUAUUGCUUCCUGUGGUCUUCGGUUUCCGCAAAACUGCAAAUUUUAACAUGUCUCCUUCUAAAGGAAAAAUAAAUCCUGGGCAGCAACAGGAUGUCAUGCUGUCUUUUGCUCCACAUCAAGUUGGUUCUUUUAAAGUAAACCAGCUUAUAGAUGUGUUUGGCCAGGAAGCAGUGCAGGACAGUUGUUCAGUUCAGCUGAAGGCAAGCCCUUUCCAUCAGAUUACUCUCUGCUUUACUGGUGUGUGCAAAACCAUAACCAAAAAUAUCGAACCCAAGUUUAAUCCUGGUAUAACACCAUCAAUUUCCAAUGAAACAGGACAGUUUGUUGAGGUGAAAACUUACAAUUUGAGGAAAUACAGUAGCUCAGCCCGCAUGGCAGUACUGAGCGCUGCUAAAACAGGAAUCCACACCCAUAAGAGAAGCAGGAGCCUUGACAAAAACGCACUGGUGGCAUUUCCCAAUGACCGCUAUGCCAGCAUAAGACCUACCUUGAGAAAUGAACAGUACAGAACUAUUUUUACAAAGGCUGAGAGAUACAAUUAUGUGGACCCUGAUUUCGCCUAUACAGAAGAAGAAGAAAAGCAGAUAAAAGCACAUAAAGAUUAUUACUUUCAAUUCAUUCAAAGUUUAAGAAAACAGCGUAUUCAGAAGGAGAAAGAGAGAGAUUUGGCGGAUGUCAAAGAUAAAGUAGACAUUGGUAUCAAACCAGCAGCAGGGUUGCAUCCACAAAGGCUUUCAGUCAGUGACAUUGAGGUAGAGCAAAAUGAGGAAAAGCCUUUACAAAGGAAAAGUCAACUCCUUACCACACGUGCAUUGGCAGAAAUAGAAACCAGAUCGACAACCAGACCAGUAACAGAUGGGCUUAAUGUUGUGCCAUCUACACCUGAAGAAAAAGAAGACUGUAACAUAACCUUGACGGCACAGCAACUUCACCAAGUUAUCAUUGGACCUUCUGCUGUGAACUUUGGUGAAGUUUGUGUGCAUUCUGUCUCUACGAGACAUCUGAACAUUGUUAAUAACUUACCAGUGCAUAUUUGGAUGCAGAUUGACAUUGCUUGCCAGGAGCUGCAGCAGACUAGCCCUUUGUCACAUGUUGUACCACCUAUGUCCAGAGCUUUCGUAGCCCUCUUGUUUGAGACAAACGCAUUGGGCAAAUUCCAAAAGUCGAUCACUUACUCUAUAAACAAGAAGCACAGUGGGCAUGUUCUAGUACUUGGGACAGUGGUCCCAGUUGCUUUGGAGCUGUGCACCCAAGAACUGGUUCUGACCCCCACCUUUAGUUCCUUGACUGAGUCUGGAUUUAGAUCAACGGUCGCACUGCGCAAUCCUAGAAACCACCCUGCUGAGUUCACCUGGAAACCCAUCAUCACAGAAAGAGGCAUAGCUUUCUCCAUCCGACCUGCUACAGGAACUGUGGAGGCCCACAAAGAACUGGAGUGUGAAGUGGUGUGGCACCCAUCCUUCUAUGCUCCAGAGGAAGGGGAAUUUGAUCUGUGUGUCCAUCAGGGAAACACAGCCAGGCUCAAAUGCACUGCUAAGCUUGGCCCUACACAUGUUCAGUUUGCUGAACAGCAUAUAGUAUUUGGUGCCGUUGCUGUGAAUUUUACAACCGUAAAGACAGCCAUUCUUCGAAACACAGGACAAAACCAUGCAUACUUUCAGGUGUUUGAUGUUUACCCUCUCCCUGGAAUGACUGUCAUACCUGCUGAGGGUGUAGUGCCAGUGGGAGGGUACACUGAACUCCAGAUACUCUUCAGUCCAAAUGCAGCUAUGAAAUUUGAUACUAGAGUAGAGGUUGCAAUUCGGAAUACGAAAACUUUGGAGCUGCGGAUUGGUGGAUCUGUGGAAGUGCCUCAAGUUGACAUGAGUGUGAAAUGCUUUAAAUUCUAUGGCGUAUAUACUGGCUCUACCCAAGCGAUUUCAUUCACUCUUCAGAACAAAGCUGCAGUACAGGCUAGAGUGGAGUUUGAUUUGUCAGACUACAAAGACUUUUCUCUACAGUUUCAAAAACAUUCAGCAAUCAAUCUGGACCACGAAGACUCCCAUGUAUAUUCUGUGGAUAUGGAUAGGAGAGAAGUUCUGGAAUGCUUUUUAUUAUUUACUCCAACAGAGGUGGCAGCAUAUGACUUCUGUCUCCCUGUCAGGAUUAACAACACAAGAGCUCCAUCUCCACCUCCCAGUUCUAUACCAAAAACGCCUUCUGUAUCUGAGAAGCACAUUGUGACUCCUCGACCACAGAUAGUGACUGUGGAUACUCCAUCACGCAGAGUGCAGGCAACUGCUCUGAGACCCCCACUUGAAAUAUCUAAGUCAAAACUGGAAUUCAUACAUUCAGAACUGCGUAACCUGGGUGUUUUGACUGAAAACCUAAAUACCCAUCAGACACUGGAACUGAAAAAUACUUCUCAGCGAGAAAUUAUGUGGACGUUAGACCUGAGCAAAUUGAAUAAGGUAACGGAGGAAAGUGUCUUUAAAGUCUGUCAGCAAUCUGGGACCCUAGAGCCCGGCCAAACCUUCCUCGUCAGUAUCUGCUUUUGUCCAGCCCGCCCAGGAAGCUACAGUGCAGAAGUCCCUCUGUUUCUGAAUGAGGACCACAUCCAUCCCUACAGACACAUCUCCCUUUCCGGCAUUGCUAAAGCACCUAAAGUUACAUUUGAUCCCCCAUAUGUGGUUUUAACCCCUGUGCCACUGGACACUGAGGCUGGAGCUACAAUCAGUAUUAUUCCCCAGGACUACAUAAGGAAUUCCUUAAUUCAAGCGGAAAUUCCAGAAAUAGAGCUAGAUGAUGGAAGCAAGUUUCAGCCUUUCUCGCUGCAGUUUCCAAGUGGCCAGACAAUUUCAAUCUUGCCUGAAGGACAGAAUAAACCUCUAACUUGUUCAAUCAGCUUUAAGUUCUCUAGACCAGUCGCCUUGUCUUUUGAUAUCAUCUUCACUGAUGAGGAAAACAACAGGUUCCUGCUUCCAGUUGCUGCAACAGCAGACAAUUGCAUUUUAACAGCUUACCCUUACCUGGCUCUUCAUCGCUCAGACCAGCAGAUUGUCCUGAAAAGUGGACAGCUAAAUGGUGCCAAUGGCAAACCCCAGAGCACCGGAGAAGCUAUUCUACAUCCAUGUUACACCCCAGGAACCCUCUCUUCUAGUACUUCCUCCAGUUCAACAUUUAUAGUCACAAGCUCCACCUGUGAGGAAUCAUUUUCAGAUACACUAGAAGAAAAUCUAUCUGGAAAAGGAAGAAAUAAAACAGAUGAGACUGACCCACAAGGCAGGAAAAACACACUCGGAUUUCCAACCUUUCCUGCAGAGGACUCAGAGGAAGGACACUUCUACCAUGGGAUUUUAAAGGCUGUACAAAAAUGGUUUAGUCUCUACGGCUGGCCUAAAGGUUCUCACCCCAUUUCUGUUCCGCAGUCAUUGAGAAGUGCUGUAUGUAAAGUUCAGACAUCAAAUUCACCACAUAGAAAGGCUUCCUAUCAAGUCAGCCACAGAAAGGACACAAAAACCGUUUAUGACAUGCUGUUCCACCUGAGUGGCCAGAUGUUACCAGGAAUCACUGCAAGCCAGUCUUUGCCCUGUGACCUCAAUGAGCGUGUUCUACAGCUUCAUUGGCAACAUUCCACCCUGCUUACCUUUCUAAAGGCACAAGGGUCCAGUCUCGCUUACAUAAGGCCAGAGUUCCUGCUUGCACCUGAGGAUUUUAGACACUGGAUUGGCCUGCAGGUAACAGAUUUUGGGGCUCAGUUAGGUCAGCUGCAGAAAGAUGAAGCAAAGGGCACAGACAAGCCUCAGGAUAUCAGUCUGGCUGGACUGGAUGCCAUUUCAUUUGAGUCUUUGAGCAAACGUGCAUGGACAGAUGUGUUGCUACAGAUUUACAAAGUGUUGGUACUUUCUCGUGUUUCAACAAAUAACCCCAGCAAUCUGUUUGUAUCAGAAAAUGUGGAACACAUUCCAAAAAUUAAUCCUGACCCUCUAUCCAGCAAUAUUUACUCAACAUCUGAGCGAAAGCUUCUCACCUGGCUGAACUUCAAUUAUGAAAAAAUGAGAAGCAUAGUGUGGAGAGACUGCAGCACCCAAGGUGACAUACCUCCAGGACGCUGGAUAAUAAACUUUGACCUAGACCUUUUGGAUGGCCUGGUACUAGCAGCGGUUUUGGCAGCAUACUGCCCAUUUCUGAUUUCAACUCAUUUUUUGAACAUGUACACCAAUCCCACCAGUCUAGAGCAGUGCUUACACAACAGUCUGGUGCUGGUAAAUGCAUUCCGAGCCAUCGGCCUUGAUAUUGAUAUUCAGGCUACAGACAUUUCUGAUCCUAACGCUGUCAUGCUGCUUAUGCUGUGUGUUUACCUGUAUGAAAGGCUACCCCAGUAUCUUCCAAGGAAAACAGUUGAUUUUGUUGGGAGCUUGCAUGCUGUAACUGUGAGACAGGUUCGUCUUAAAAAUUCAAGUUCAAAACCUUUAGUUUACUAUGCCACAAUAGUAGGAAAAGAGUCUGCAGAUUUCUCAUUGCCAAAGGGGAAUACUGUGACUGUUCUGCCAAAGGGGCAGACCAAUGUAACUGUGGAACUUGCCAGUCGUUUUCUACACCCAGUGGAGGCUGUGUUAUUGCUUACAUCCAGAGCGACAUGUGGGGCAAUUGGAGCAACCAUGGCAUUUUCCCUCAGGUCACAAAUCAACCAUAUCAUCCCAAGUGGCACCUUCAAGUGCAAAUCUCCGUGUUAUGAGUUGAAAAAGUUUAACUUGAAAAUCACAAACGCAUUCAAUAAAGAUGGUGAAUUUAGGAUCAAUUUGGUGGAGUCCACAAACAAUCUUAUGAAGAAUGCAAAACAAGACUCCACGAAGAAGCAGGAUAUAAAAUCCAGCCAUUUGAAAUCUGUAUCGGACUUAUCCAGUAGGGACCAUAUCAAUGAGGACAGAGCUAACAACCAAGAUCUGGACAGUGCUGCUAAAGUGAACUUCCUGAAUGAAUUCUUCAGUCCAAUGGAAUCGGUAGUCCUAGAAGCAGGGGGUUCUGAAGCACUGGAAUUACACUACCUUCCAUUUCACUUAGGGAAGCGUUACUGUACCAUAAUACUGAGCAAUGAGCAGGUUGGCGAAUUUGUAUAUUCUGUUGAAGGAAAAGCUGAGUUGCCCUUACCCUUAUCCUUACUCCCUGUGCAAAGUCCUCAUGUCUUGCGUGUUAGCAGUGCUUCUCCAGGACAUAGCAGGGAGAAGCCAACUUUGUGCUUUAAAUGCUCAAAUCAUUGUGUUUUGGAAGAGGAACUUAAGAUCCCACUUGUGAACGAAGCCAUGGAAAGGGCCCUAGUCACUGUGGCGCAGCAGCGCAUGUCAUCUCUGGAGUUUGAACGCAGGAAGAUCACAGGGACGUUGGAGAGCAGCAGCGUAAGGGCUGCCGUGUCGACACGGGGCAUGUCCAGAAAAGAGGCACAGCCGCUGCAGACUAAACUACAGAAUAAGCCACCAUAUUCUGAAUACACUGUUGAAGUAACCAUGCCAGAGCACUUUGAGAUCCCUAAGACAAUAUCGCUUCCGGUAUCAGUGACGAGUAGGGUGAAUCUCAAAACUGCAUGGCAAGCAAAUGUAACAGAAAAUGACGCAGUUGCUGUGCCCCUGAAGUUUCAUCCUAAAGCUCCAGGACGAUAUCCAUGUCAGAUCAUUCUACAUUCCCCUCGAGAUGUUCGCGUAUACCUCAUUGAAUGUGUGGUAAACUCAGAGGGUACAGAAGCGGAACUGGAGUUUGUAACUCCUGCCCACCAGUCUGUCACUCAGGACAUUCCACUGAACAACCAGACUCUGCAGGACUGGAAACUUCGAGGCAUUGUCAAAGGGAAUGGGUUUUAUGGCCCGCCAGUAAUAUACGUGCGGGCUGGUGAAAGAGUGCAGUACCCUUUAAUGUUUAGACCUGUCUUUGAGUGCAUUACUUUGGGCAAACUUACACUGCAGAAUGAAACAGAUGGCACUGAGCAUAUUUUUGGGCUCAAAGGGGUUGGCAAGAAGCCAUUGGCACUGGAUCACGUUGUGAUAGACUGUCAAGUGAGACAAAUUACCCAGAAGGUCCUAAUGGUUCCCAAUUAUACGCAGACCAGGUUAAUAUGCAAGGUUGUUUCUGACCUACCAGUGGUUAGUGGAGCGCCAACUCUUGAUAUAAAAGCAGGACACACGGCUUCCUACCCAAUAAACAUAUCGUCAUGGAAACGAGGGAAGCAUACAGGUGUAAUUUCAUUUAUUGCUGAAGAUGGAGAGCAACAGCAGACCCAAUGUGACAGCUCAGGGGAGGAGACAGAUGAUAAACAGCCCCUUCGGAGGUUGUCAGACGAGGCAUCCCAUACACUUGCUGAUUCAAAACCGAUCUUCAAAGCCUACAAAGUGUGGUUUUCUUUGGAAAUAAACAGCCUGCCAGAAGCAUCAUUACAAACUUUAACAGUGCAGUGUGCUGUUCAGGACACUGUGGGAGUGGAAAUCCCCAUUACCAAUCCGACCAAUGAAUCCCUGCACUUGGAUGUGUUGCUGAUAGGGCCUGGGCUCAUCGGUGAGAGGAGCUUAGUUCUGAGACCAAAAGAAAAACAUUCAUAUCUGACAAAGUUCUCCCCGACUAUUACUGGCAGGAAAACUGGAUGUGUCAUAUUCCAGUCUGAUGUAGUUGGAGAAUUUUGGUAUGAACUGGAAUUAAUUGCAGAGAAGCCAGUGGCAACUACACUUCCUGAACUCCAGUGUGAACUUGGAAAAUGGACUCGUGAGUUUAUCCCUUUAGUUAAUCCUACUGAUGAAACUCUGAAAUUGGAAACUGUCAACAGUAAUCCAAGCAAUUUCUCUUUGGAGAUAGAACCUAAGAAACCGCUGGUUGUGGCACCACACUCGUCGACCAAGAUACCUGUCCAGUUCUGUCCUUCUGCCCUCGGGAAAGCUAACCACACAACAACCAUUACAUUCACGUGCAGACAGCUGGAAGAAUGGACAUUCCACAUGUCUGGAGUAGGCCUUAUCCCUCUGCCAAUGGAGCCUCUAAGUAUCAGCACUUGUGUUGGCACGCAUUCCUCCAUUAUUGUGCCCUUCAGAAAUCCUACUGAUGACAAUGUGCUGGUGGAUGUGCUGCUAACAGAUCAGGAACAGACCAUGCACCGCCUUAGUACUUCUAUUCUACGACAGUCAAUCAGCAAGGAGUCUGCUUUCCGCCUCCCCCUGAAGCAAACACAAGGAAUUCUUCUGACCCCAAAAGAGAAGAUGGACAUCCCAUUGGUUUUUACACCGGACACUAUGAGGCUGUAUGAAAGUUUGGUUGUUGUUCGCAUUGUAAAGGAAGAUGGAGGAAGCUGGGCUUAUGAUGGGCCAGAACCCGAUAGUAAACCAGGAAGCAUCAGGAGGGCUGGAAACAAUGGAAGUAUCAAAGAAAUUCGAUGGGUGUAUCCUAUUCAUGGAAUCCCAGAGGCAGUCCUUUCUAGGUCAUCACCUGCUGUAAUCAGAUGUCAGGCCCGAAACAGAAUAGAAGAACGAAUUGAGGUGCUGCUAACUGGGUCUGUCCCAGGAUCCUCUGCUUCUCCAGUAGUGACAGCCAAGCCUGAGAGUCUGAUAAAUAAGCAGCAACAUAGAAUACAGACUGAGGUGCACGUCACGGAAGGACUUGCAACUACAGAGGAGUUCCUGUAUGAUAUACAGUUCGAGUCUGAUGAAGACAAAGCUCAGCUGGAGUCCUCCGUGGCUCUUUGUCUCCUGUCUAAAGAGCGGGACACACAUACUGGAAUUGUGACAUUGAUCUUCAAUAUCAUAUUCGCUCCCUAUAAACCACUCAGGUGUUCAGCAUUUCUUGCAGUACGAUGUGCUACAGGAGGAAUAUGGAAAUUUCCAAUACAGCUUGUCUCUACAGAGCCAGAAGUAGAUGAUGUCAUCAAUAUCGAAGCUGUCGGGUUAAAUAAGGUGUCAAUGGUUGGAUUUAGGCUCACAAGUCAAACAAGGUACGUGGAGCCGUUCACUGCUUAUUUCCUUCCCGGCAGUGGCUCGGAAUUUGAAGUAUCGCCUCAAUCAGGAGAGCUGCUUCCCAUCCACAGUGCUGGGACCCUCAUUACUGUUAGCUUUUCCCCAAGCAUGUACAGCAAGAAACACAGAGCAACGUUGGUAAUACAAACUGGUGACAUGCAGUGGAUGUACGAUAUCAAUGGGGUGCAGCCACAGUACAUACCGCCCACCUCUCAGUCUUCAAGAAUUGUUUCUUCAGGGGUAGUGAGAGCGACUGCAGUGCAACAGCGCAACUUCAUCCGUGAAAACCUGCAGCUGACCACCACCUCAGUGUCCUCCCCCAUCAAAGGGUGUCCUCUGGUCCUAAGAACUAAAUAAAAUGGAAUGUAGUGCCUCUGUCUCUGGUUUAAUGCUUUUAGUAUUGUAAGGAUUUCACUUCACAGAGUGUUUGUUAUGCCUUGGGUCUUUUUAAAAGUAUAAUCAUGGGACUACCCUUAGAAAAGUUCACCAUAGUAAAAGCAUAGGAAAGCAUUAUAGAGCAUUGUGAAAGUGUGGUAAAGAAAUGGAGAGAAUUGUAAAGCUCACACCAUGGUAAAUACAUUGUAUAACCAAGCAGAUUUACUGUGGUAAUCUUUUACAAGGGUAUGUUUAACACUAUUUGUUAAUAAUAAUCUGCACAUUCUUAUGACAUGGAAAAUAUUUCCGUCAUCUAAAAACUUUUU